UCUAUUUCACCUACAGCAGCUACCAUGAAAUGGCCAGAUUCGCCUGACGGCCUCAACGCGGACUGGGUCUUCGCCAACGGCUCCAACGUGCAUGUAUGCAACGAUCGGAGGUGGUUUGCCGAGUUUGUAGCCUUUCCUAGCAGCGCUGAAUCAGCUUAUUUUGCCUCCGAGAAGCUAUCUGUCGUCGGCGUUGGAACCGUCAAUCUACCCGUCAAGCGAAGCCCUAAUCUUAGGGGAUCACGAGCCCAUCACCUCCUUCGUCUUACAGAAGUGCUUUACAUACCUUCGUCGGUAUGCAACAUUAUUGGUUUCCCCAUUUAUGAUAUCAUCGAUGGCGUUAGCAUGGGCGGAACAGAGAAGAGCAGGGGCGUCAUGACUGAUGCUAGUGGCAAGCCGCUUGCCUAUUUCUCCCCUGAUACAGAGACCAGUUUGGCUUGUCUCAAACUUAGUGGUCCCCCUGUUGGUCCAAAGCUGGCACCUUCCAAAUUACAAUCUGAUGUGGUGUACGUAUUGAGUGUUAUAUGGCCGGAUAAUGAGAGAGCACGAUGGAAGUCUCUCGACCAACAUACCAUGGCAGACAACCAGAAGCGCCAAUGGGUUGGAGAGCAACCGUACACCGCAGAGGAAAAGAAGUGGCUGAAGAAGCACUAUGGAGGGGAAUUUAAGUUUCUAUGUCUGUAUGGAUUGAGCAUCUACAAUGAAGAGGAUCGGGCAGAAGGCCGAGCCAUCAUGCGCACGCUCUCGAGAGCUGACGAGAGUAACGAUGAGAAUGAUGGAGGAGAUGAUGAUGACCAGAAGGGAAAGGACGAAGACGAGGACGAAGACGAAGAAGAAUUCUGCGAGGAAGAUGACGAAGAGGAUGAAGAAGAAGAGGAUGACUCGGAUCUAGAAAACCAUCUCGCCGAUUACCACUUCAACGAAGAAGAACUAGACUGGAUUGAGAAACACUAUCAAAACUCUGCGACCUUCAUGAUUUCAUACGGUCUUAAGUUCUAUGACGAUGAUGACUGCGCAACAGCUAAACAGCUGGUUCAAGACUUUUUGGGCGAAUAAAAGGUGGUGCCAUGCUUUGUACCGACUCAAGCCUCUGCCGGUUAGAUUAACAUCAGAUUGUGAAGUAAAAGAUGAAGAAUGUAAUGGAGCUCUUAAAAAAAGGAAGUUUGACAUCUGAUAGUAUUGAACUACCCCUAUUAGGUAUUUUAUUUGCUUUGUCUUAUUUUUGUUACUACUAAUUGUCUUUUCUCUUCUUAUUCACCGAAAAUAGAUACCGUCUCUUU
Molecule: messenger RNA, 1277 nt
Organism: Trichoderma asperellum CBS 433.97
Lineage: Eukaryota; Fungi; Ascomycota; Sordariomycetes; Hypocreales; Hypocreaceae
Source: RefSeq, a predicted model, not a curated record